Molecule: messenger RNA, 4216 nt
Organism: Diabrotica virgifera virgifera (western corn rootworm)
Lineage: Eukaryota; Metazoa; Arthropoda; Insecta; Coleoptera; Chrysomelidae
Exons: 5
Coding region: 442-1941 (499 amino acids)
Source: RefSeq, a predicted model, not a curated record
GCGAAUACUCAGGCGUCGCGCCAUCCUCGCACAGCUCGUACUAGUCCGCUGCGAGUGGUGGGGCCAAUCUCGAUAUCACAACUUCAGUGCAGCUUGAGCCAUCGACGAGCGACAUAGCCAUUUGCCACACUUACACUAACACCAAAUACACAGUUGCCGAUUUUCGAUUCCGACGUCGAAGCAUUUCCAAGCGUCGCGCGCGUCCACAGUGCGAGAUUUAAAUUUAAAAAAAGUGACAGUGUUUCUAUUCUUUUCGGGAUAUGUCUGUGUGCUCUAAUUAGUGAUGUGAUGUACAGAAAAGGAUUCGUGAGGAUUUUAAAUUACUGGAAACAUGAGGCGGCUCCGCAUUAUCUUAUAUUGGCACCUCGAUAUCAGAUAUCACCACAGUACGGACACUGGCUCUUAAACACACCAUAAGCCAAAUUCGAAACCAAUCUAGACAUGUACCAAAAAUGUGUAUGUUUUCUAUUUCUAGUGAUCCUAGUGGUUUUAAGUUGUUCAGGUUUCCACAUAGAUAACCUCGCCAUGGCCGAUUUAUCUAAAAAAAGUUUCCGUACCUCAACUCAUACUUAUUCGAAUACAGAUGAAAAGAACAGUUACGUGCAAAGACCUCACAAAAUCCGGCACCAUAGGCUAUGGAGAACUCAAGUGCACAACCGACACCCCAAACCCCAUAUCGACAUGUUUGUAUAUCCCCCACCACCACAUUUUUCCUCAAAACCCAACCCCACAACAAACAUAUUUCCACCCUCCGGCGAAUCCAACACCGGCGAAAUUUCAUAUUCCAAAUAUAGCAAUAGCAACCCUAUCCUACCCCAUCGAGACGCAAUUCACCCUAGACUAGGAGAAUUCAAACUACCUUGGUUCCGCGCAGACUCAGCGUCAAGUGAAGUCAAGGAAAACUCCUCGCAAACUUCACCGACAACCUUCCCCAACGAAAACCUAGCACAGAUCCCCCCGACUGACUUCGCCCCUGUCAAAUUCAUAGUGUCUCGGGCGCAAAGAUCUCCAUCUCCAGAUCGCAAAAAAAUCCAGAACAGGCGUAGGAAUAGAUGGACUAUGAAGCAAUCUGAAGACAUCUUCACCAAGGCUUACAAAGCCAAGUUCGUGGUUCUAGCGGAGGUCGAAUCUAAGCCAUACAAAAAUGAGUCUAACGGGUCGUGUAACUAUUACGUGAAAGUGAUCAAGGACUUCAAGGAUAACGCAGCGAAUUAUUUCGGGUCGGUGAACAAACAUCUGCGGAAAAUGUUGAAUACCAAGUGCGAACUAGUCAAAGAGAUGACGACUUCUAAGAAGUACGUCUUGAUGCUGAAUGAGUCUUUCGAGUUGGUGGAUAAGCCGAAGCCGAAGGAAAAGCUGAGGCAGGCGAUGAGGAAGAAAAUCAGCAGGGUCUGCAAGCAUGGGUUUGUGCCAAAGAAACCACGCAUACUCGACAUAAAAGAAGUUUCGCCGAAAUCGCGAAGAAAAAUAGAAUUGAGAAAUCGAAUACUCAUUUGUACUGUACAAGGGUUUCCCCUGCCGAAGAUAACGUGGAGGCGGAAAAACCAAGAACUGCAUCAUAGCAGGGCUUAUAAUGUGCUGUAUAAAAGGAGGCAGAGCAAGUUAGUGAUCAAAAAACCUGAUGCAGAGUAUCUGGGCCAGUACGAAUGUGUAGCUGAGACGGUGAACGGAGUGAAGACCUCAAAAAACUUCACACUUUUGCCUCAACCUAGUGAGAGCUUUUCUAGCGAUAAAAAAUGUUCAGAAUCCUAUGACAAAAAUUUUUGCCAAAACGGGGGAACAUGCUUCCAUGAAGCAUCGAUGAACUACUAUGGGUGUUUUUGUCCAGACAAUUAUAGCGGAGAAAAAUGCGAAGUGAAAAAGCCCAGCAACACUAGUAUGUAUCCCCAACCAGAUUUAUACGCUUGUAAUUUAGGCCUAUCAACAAAAUACAAUUGUUAGACAAAAUUUAUAAAAAAAUUGAAUCGAGUGAUGGACUUUUUUCGAAAAGACGAAUGGGAAAAUUGUAUAAAUUUGUUACCGAUGUACAUAUACGAUUGUGUAUAUUUGUAAACUAUCCUAAUUGUAUAAGACUGUUUUAAAAAUGAAGAAGAAGAGUUGAGACAGAUAUGGUUCAAAGCCAGUACAGUCAUUUAUAUAAGACUAGCUUUUACCAGCUUCUAAUGCUAUGUGUACUAAUACCCCGUAGGUAGAAGAGACAAUUUUUUUCUACAUUCGUAACACAAACGUCAAAUAUUGUACAAAUAAAAAAUCCAGACUUUUGGUCAAAUAUUUAUUUAUAGAUGUCGGUUUUUAUAUUUUAUGACAAAUUAAAGUAAAAUAAAUACACACACAAUCAUUUUGCUACGUAUUUUCCCCUUUCCAGCGCUCUUGACUGUGGAAUCUCGAGUUAGAUCGCGUCGGAUUAGACUGGGAUAGAUGGUUAUAUAAAAUUGAAGUGCUACUCUCACGGCGGUGGUUAAACGAAAACUGGCCUAUGCCAGUACAGGACUGAUAGAUUUCGUAUAAGAAUCUCUAAGUAUCUCUUAAUGGCACAAUCUGGAGGAACAAACACCUAAGACAAGACACAAAAGUAAGAAUAUAUAAAGCAGCAAUUAGACCUAUAUUGACAUACACGACGGAGACAAGACCUGACAGAUCUAAAACGAGACGACUACUAGAAACAAAAGAGAUGAAAAUACUUCGACGAACAUCAGUGAAAAGUCUGUUGGAUAGGGAGAGAAGCGAAAACAUAAGAAGAUCAUGCAAUGUAGAAGACAUAAAUGGAUGGGUGACAAAACGAAAACAGGAGUGGAACGAACACAUUAGUAGAAAGGCAGGGGAUAGGAUAGUACGAAUAGCAGGAGAUAAGUUAGUAAAUGGACGAAGAAGUAUUGGCAGACCAAGAAAAAGAUGGUGCGAUAAUUUAAACAAUUUAGGAGGGUAAUAUAGUAGAAUAAUCAGGCUUUAAAACCUGCAUACAAGAAAGAAGAAGAAGAAGAAGAAGAUCUCUAAGUAUAUUAGGGCGGUGAUGCCCUAAGAGGUCAGAUGGUACUUUUAUGAAAGGUAUAAAAAGAUAUAGAUAAAGAAGAGUCUAACCAAAGCAAACAACAAACAAAGAUCUUUCAGAGCAUAGUGCUGAAUAUUACUCCAUGGAGUAGGAAUAUCGCCAAUGACAACAUCGAUACGAAAUAAAAUAAAAACUGUCAAAUUCGACUUGAUUUCUACAAACCACUAGACAGGAUAGAAUAAGAGCAGAUGGAAUAUGGAACAGAAUGGAAGUAGAAAGCUCAAUUACAAAAAAGUUGAAAAAUAGAGCCCUGCAGUGAUACGGGCAUGUACAAAGAAUGCCAGAACACACGUGGCGAAAAGAAUAUUGGUCAGUUCAUAUUCGAUAAAACUAUUAAGUGAUUAUGUUAAGAAAUAACCGUAACUAGAUAGAUGUAUUGGCACUCGAUAAGGAUCAGAAGAAGAAAUAAGGGGAAUAUUAUGUGUAAAAUAGAUCAGCAUAGUUAUUAAAGAAAAAAUGAAAAGUUUUGGGAAAUAAUUAAAAAGCAUGUAGGAAAAGAAAGACAUAUAUGGCCUUCGUCAUGGCCAUAUAUGGCUUUUAUGAUGGACAUAUACGGCCUUUGUCGUUUUUCAAAUUAUUUCCAUGUCAUACAAGCUGGGGAUAGUUUUUGCUUACUGAUUUAAUUGUUACUUGUCAUACCAGUAAUCAAGUAAAUUUUUCCACGUCUUGUAUAACUGUGCCUCUCACUUAUGUUGUUAUUUUGUCUUUUCCUUCGCUCAGGAAAUCGAUUCCUCUGCGAAUAACUGUUGAAAUUUUAUUCGAAAACAACAAAAAAUAUAGAGGUACCUAUUAUUUAUUAUUUAUUUAUUUUUUCAAUACUGUACGUAGACAUUGUUGUUAUUAAAAUCUAUGAAUACAAAUAGAAAAUAAAAAUAAGGUAAAGUAAAAUAUUUAUAAUUACCAGGUAUUUUCAAAAAAUACCUAUAGCUAGAACAGCUUUAAAAUUCCAAGGGGGACAGUCAAAAAGUGCUUAGAAGCUGGUAGAAACAACUUAUCAAAUAUCAGGGACCGAUAUUUUACAAUUUUGUAUAAAGUCUUGUAGAUAUAUUAUUUAUUUAUUACAUCUUUUACUCACAACAAAGAUAAUGAUCAGAGAAUCUUAUAACAAAACCUAAGAUAGCUGUAAAAUUAAUAAUAAAAUAAAAAUAUAAAAAACAAUAAUAAAAA